Heteronotia binoei (common prickly gecko) is the source of this 1922-nucleotide messenger RNA. RefSeq lists its product as uncharacterized. The record is from RefSeq and is a predicted model, not a curated record. The transcript has 6 exons. Gene Ontology annotation, molecular function: growth factor activity. NCBI's taxonomy places the organism in Eukaryota, Metazoa, Chordata, Lepidosauria, Squamata, Gekkonidae. The coding region runs from base 1 to 1095 and encodes 364 amino acids.
AUGGUAGAGAUGCCCUACAAAUAUGACAAUCUAGUGACGACAACUUCUAUUGGCACCAGUGCCAGAUUAAACCCUGUGGAGGCUGCUAGGCAGUUAAAAUCUCAGAAACCCCCUUGUAAAUUAUUUCAGAGUCAGAACACCUGCCCUGCCACCCACAGCCCACACUGCAGCCUGCAAGCCCCUUCUCAAAAGCCCCUUCGACAAAGUUCUGGGGAAGAGGCAGACAGAGGCAAACUUGUUCCUGUCGAGGAAGACACAAGCCUGCCUGUGAAGAAUGCCAAGGUCACCAGAGUGCUGGAGGAGAGGCAGAUAAAAGUGGGUUCCCACAGUCUGUCCGCUCACAUCUCUUCCCAGUCCCCCCCCCCCCUCAGCUUCACUCGCCAUCCUGCCCACCUGGCCGCAAAACCCACUCCCCUUCGCCUUUGCCCAGAUACAUUCAACUUGGCCAUGUGGCACAUGCUGCUACUGAGUGGGUUGCUGGCAGGGGUGCCACCCUGGGGUGCCUGUGCCCCUUGGGAGAUAAACUCCGAUGAUGGUCAGCCACAGGAAUCUGCAGUGGUUACCCUCAAUGACAGCUGCCGGGCAGAAGUCCUCUGGCGGGCAGCUUCUGCAAUGCUUCAGCAGCUUCGGUUGGACCGGCCUCCUAGGAUUGCAGCCAGUGCAGCAGACCAAGCACACGAAACUUGGGCCAAGGUGGCGAGGGAGCUCCCAACCCUGUCCAGUCAGGGGCAGUACCUUGAUAUCUUCUCCAAUCAAACGCUGCUGAUACGAAGAGGGAGCUGCAUCCAGAUCUCAUAUCGUAUCAUGAUGGAUGAUCUCGGCUGGCAAACCUGGGUGCUGCACCCCAGUUCCUUCGUCUUCACGGAAUGCUUGGGCUGCCAGUGCCACAAAAAGGAAAAGGGGCAGACGACCCCCGUUUGGAUGCAAGAGUGUGGACUCCUUGGACAGCCAAACCAUCAGCCAACAGUGGACUCAAAGCAGGCACGCUGCUGUCGACCGCGCCGGACUUCAAUCUCCUUUGUGUUUCUCCAAGAAGAUGGCACAUUAGUUGUACGGGCACCACGCUUGGAUCGUGACUGCCACUGCCAACCCUGAGGCCUGCUCCACUUGGCACAAAAGAAACCGAAUUCAGGGGAUAGACAGGGAUCAUCAUCUGCAACCAUCACAGAUUUUCUCCUGUAAGGGAUGCCCCUGAACUGGCAUUUUCUGAUACUGGAGAGAAGCGGUGGGAAAACCUCUUCCACAGCCCCCUCCCACACACUAAAGAACCCCAAAUGGAGCGCUUGAGUUCCCACCUGCUGCAGAACGCUUUGAAUAAAGGCCCAUGAGCAUUUAAAUCAGGUUAGAACAAAUUUAGCUGUCAAAAGAACCUUAGAAAUUGCAAGCUUACAAGGGGAAAGGAUAGCUUUUAAUUGAGAUCUUUAGCCCUGUUACUGAACUUCAGUCCACAAGAUUUUGCUUUUAAAAUAUGAAAUGCCUUUGGAGUAGGAAGAAUUCCGUAAUACGGUUGCAAUUUUUUAAAAAAAUAAGUCACCGCUCCUGUUUGAUCUACAGCCAACAACAAGAAAUCAUGCUUAGCUCCCUGCCCUGGAAAGCUUCACCACAAGCUUUUUGUCGAUCAAGUUGUUGUUAAAGACACAGGAGCAGGUCAGGCUGUUUUUCCCCAUCAGUUGGCAACCCUGUUAUAUACUCUUGGUGCACAUCAGAUAAAAAAUCACUUGUGAUGGUCCCAUAUAGGGAUGACUGUUUUAAAUUCCCAGUGUAGGCCUCCCCACAAUGUCAGUUCUUUCUAUUGCUUUCCCCCACUCCCCACCCCAGGCAUGGCAGAAGACAGAUUGUCCAAGGACACUUUUAAAAAUUGUUUUCACUAUGAAGAAAUAUAUCAGAUUUACAAUAAAAACACACCAACUAUUUUAAUACAA